AUGGAAAGAGGUCAGGGUAAACUAGAUAAAUCCACAAAAGUGCUCGGAGUUAAAAUUCCACGGACGCUCAUUGGGCGUCCUCGGGGCCUCAGCCUAGCUAUGACUAAUAGCAGGCGUAGGCUCGAUAUAUGUCAGUCCAUGCGAUUAUAUAGGCCAUUUAGGCGCGAUUUGACCCUGUCUGCACUCCAUAUCGAUAAGAUAGAGCCGUCUGCAGGAUUUGUGACUUGGGCCGAGCAGCCGUGA
Ogataea haglerorum is the source of this 243-nucleotide messenger RNA. RefSeq lists its product as uncharacterized. NCBI's taxonomy places the organism in Eukaryota, Fungi, Ascomycota, Pichiomycetes, Pichiales, Pichiaceae. The transcript has 2 exons. The record is from RefSeq and is a predicted model, not a curated record. Bases 1 to 243 code for a protein of 80 amino acids.